Molecule: messenger RNA, 14202 nt
Organism: Apus apus (common swift)
Lineage: Eukaryota; Metazoa; Chordata; Aves; Apodiformes; Apodidae
Gene: CACNA1I
Product: calcium voltage-gated channel subunit alpha1 I
Exons: 36
Coding region: 106-6564 (2152 amino acids)
Biological process (GO): membrane depolarization during action potential; calcium ion import; calcium ion transmembrane transport
Cellular component (GO): voltage-gated sodium channel complex; voltage-gated calcium channel complex; neuron projection
Molecular function (GO): voltage-gated sodium channel activity; low voltage-gated calcium channel activity
Source: RefSeq, a predicted model, not a curated record
UUUUUUCAAAGCGUCUUCAUUAUUAUUUUAUUUUCUUCUCUGACUUGGACACUUCUCCCUUGGAGAUUUCUUUUCCAUGCAAAGGGGUUCUCGCUUGCGGCUGGCAUGGCAGAGUACGUUCCCCAGCCUCCCUCCACCUGGCCCAUGGGCCCACAGCCUCCUCAUGCCUCUGCUGUCUGCCCACUGGAGCCAGUGGAUCUGGGGGUCUCAGAGCAGCAAACACCGCCAGAGCAGUUGCCGCCCUCUCCAGAGCUGGGUGAGGAUGAGGAAGUCACUUCCCCACCGGAUCCUGAUGUUCCCUACCCCGACUUGGCACCAGUUGUCUUCUUCUGCUUGAAACAGACUACCAGCCCACGGAACUGGUGCAUCAAAAUGGUAUUUGAUGAUUUCAUCUUCAUCUUCUUUGCCAUGGAAAUGGUCUUAAAGAUGGUGGCCUUGGGGAUCUUUGGCAAGAAAUGUUACCUUGGAGAUACUUGGAACCGGCUGGAUUUCUUCAUCGUCAUGGCUGGGAUGGUGGAGUACUCCCUGGAUCUCCAGAACAUUAACUUGUCUGCAAUCCGUACUGUCCGUGUCUUGAGACCCCUGAAAGCUAUCAACCGUGUGCCUAGCAUGCGCAUCCUCGUGAACUUGCUCCUGGACACCUUGCCCAUGCUGGGAAACGUCCUUCUUCUCUGCUUCUUUGUCUUCUUCAUCUUCGGCAUCAUCGGAGUGCAGCUGUGGGCUGGACUGCUCCGCAACCGCUGCUUCAUGGAGGAGAAUUUCACAAUACAAGGUGACAUUGUCCUGCCCCCUUAUUACCAGCCUGAGGAAGAUGAUGAGAUGCCCUUUAUCUGCUCACUGUCAGGAGACAAUGGAAUUAUGGGCUGUCAUGAGAUACCCCCAAUGAAAGAGCGGGGCCAUGAAUGUUGUUUGGACAAGGAUGAUUACUAUUACUACAACUCAGUCCGGCAAGAGUUCAACAUCAGUGGCAUGUGUGUCAACUGGAACCAGUACUACAAUGUGUGCCGUACAGGCAACGCCAACCCACACAAGGGUGCCAUCAACUUUGACAACAUCGGGUAUGCCUGGAUUGUGAUAUUUCAGGUGAUCACACUGGAAGGGUGGGUGGAGAUCAUGUACUAUGUGAUGGAUGCCCAUUCCUUCUACAAUUUUAUCUACUUUAUCUUGCUGAUAAUCGUGGGCUCCUUCUUCAUGAUUAACCUGUGCCUGGUGGUCAUCGCCACACAGUUCUCGGAGACCAAGCAGCGAGAGCACCAGCUGAUGCAGGAGCAGCGGGCCCGGUACCUCUCCUCCAGCACUGUUGCCAGCUACAUGGAGCCAGGAGACUGCUACGAGGAGAUCUUCCAAUACGUCUGCCACAUCAUGCGCAAAGCCAAGCGCCGCACCCUCGGGCUGUACAACAGCAUACAGAGCCGGCGCCAGGGCCACGUGGGGCCGAGCGAUGCCAAGCGAGGCGUGAGCCAGAAGAGCCAGAGGCGUUACAGGCUUUGCCAGCAGCACAACUCUCUUAACUGCCCUCCUCAGGGCUUGGUCCAGCCCAUUGCUGUGACAGCAACCUCUGAUCCCACCAACUGCCCCCGAUGCCGUAGGGGCGAGCAAGAAGCUUCCCGAAGGCUCUCUGUCCUGGGUAGUGCUGACUCAGACCAGGUGGAUGGAGGAACCAGUGAAGAGGAGGGAGAGGACAGCAGAGAGGACCAGGAUGCCUCAGCACUGGAGAAGGAGGAGGAGGAGGUGGAAGAAGGCGGACGGCUGAAGCUCUGCAGUGAUAUGUGGCGAGAAGUGAGGGUCAAGCUUCGAGGGAUUGUGGACAGCAAAUACUUCAACCGUGGGAUCAUGAUUGCAAUCCUAGUGAACACUAUCAGCAUGGGCAUCGAGCACCAUGAGCAGCCAGAGGAAUUGACCAACAUCUUGGAGAUCAGCAACGUUGUCUUUACAAGCAUGUUUGCCCUGGAGAUGAUCCUGAAACUUGCUGCUUUUGGUCUCUUCGAUUACCUCCGCAACCCCUACAACAUCUUUGACAGUAUCAUCGUCAUCAUCAGCAUCUGGGAGAUCAUUGGCCAGGCGGACGGGGGCCUCUCCGUGCUGAGGACUUUCCGUCUCCUGCGGGUGCUGAAGCUGGUGCGAUUCAUGCCUGCGCUGCGCCGCCAGCUUGUGGUGCUGAUGAAGACCAUGGACAACGUAGCCACCUUCUGCAUGCUCCUCAUGCUCUUCAUCUUUAUAUUCAGCAUCCUGGGAAUGCACAUCUUUGGUUGCAAGUUUAGCCUCAGGACAGACACAGGAGAUACGGUUCCUGACCGGAAGAAUUUUGACUCCCUGCUGUGGGCCAUUGUCACUGUCUUCCAGAUCCUAACCCAGGAGGACUGGAAUGUUGUGCUCUAUAAUGGCAUGGCCUCUACCUCACCAUGGGCUUCCCUCUACUUUGUGGCUCUCAUGACGUUUGGCAAUUAUGUGCUCUUCAAUCUGCUGGUGGCCAUUCUCGUGGAGGGGUUCCAGGCUGAGGGUGAUGCCAACCGUUCAUACUCAGAUGAAGAUCAGAGUUCAUCAAACAUGGAGGAGUUAGAUCAGUUCCAAGAGGUCCAGGAAGGCUCAGAUCCCAAGCUCUGUGCAAUUCCUGUGACACCUAAUGGACACCUGGACCCAUCCUUGCCUUCUUCAAACCCACCAGUGGCUGCUGGGGGAGUCACCAACUCUUCUCGCAAUUCCUUGCAGCCUGACCAGAUCCGUGUUACUGUUGGCUCGAGGAAGAGUAGUGUCAUGUCCCUGGGCAGAAUGACCUAUGACCAGCGCUCCUUGUCCAGCUCCCGCAGUUCCCACUAUGGUGCCUGGAGCCGCAGCGGGGCCUGGGGCAGCCGCCGCUCCAGCUGGAACAGCCUGGCCCGGGGACACAGCCUGAAGCACAAACCUCCCUCUGCUGAGCAUGAAUCCCUCCUGUCUGGGGAAAGGCACAGGGCAGCAGAUGGGGAGCCAGACAGGACGGGAAGGAUGUAUCAUCACCGUCGGACACUCUCCCUGGACACCAAAGACUCCUGUGAUCUGCUGGAGUUGGCCUCAGUCCCAUCUGUCCACAGAGUGACCCAUAAGCUAGGAGCAGCUUCUGGGGCCAGUGAGCAUCAAGAUUGCAAUGGCAAAAUGCCCACUAUUGCCAAGGAGAUCUUCCCAAAGAUGAACAACCGCAAGGACCGGGGAGAGGAUGAUGACGAGAUAGAUUAUACCCUGUGCUUUCGCAUCCGGAAGAUGAUGGAAGUCUAUAAACCAGACUGGUGUGAAUUACGGGAAGACUGGUCCAUAUAUCUCUUCUCUCCACAAAACAGGUUUCGCCUCCUCUGCCAAACCAUCAUUGCUCACAAGCUCUUUGACUACGUUGUGCUGGCCUUCAUCUUCCUAAACUGCAUCACCAUUGCCCUGGAGAGACCGCAGAUUGAACACAGAAGCACGGAGAGAAUCUUUCUCACUGUGUCCAACUACAUUUUCACAGCAAUUUUUGUAGCCGAGAUGACACUGAAGGUUGUCUCUCUAGGCCUGUAUUUUGGGGAUCAGGCUUAUCUCCGCAGCAGCUGGAACAUCUUGGAUGGCUUCUUGGUCUUCGUGUCUAUCAUUGACAUCGUAGUCUCAGUGGCCUCUGCUGGUGGUGCCAAAAUCCUGGGGGUGCUGCGAGUCCUCCGGCUGCUGCGCACCUUACGUCCCCUCCGAGUCAUCAGCCGAGCCCCUGGCCUGAAGCUGGUGGUGGAGACACUAAUUUCUUCCCUCAAGCCCAUAGGAAACAUUGUCCUCAUCUGCUGUGCUUUCUUCAUCAUCUUUGGCAUCCUGGGUGUGCAGCUCUUCAAGGGCAAGUUCUACCAUUGCCUGGGAGUUGACAUCAGGAACAUCACCAACCGCUCUGACUGCAUGGCUGCCAACUACAAGUGGGUGCACCACAAGUAUAACUUCGACAACCUGGGACAGGCUCUGAUGUCCCUCUUUGUUCUGGCUUCCAAGGAUGGCUGGGUCAAUAUUAUGUAUAAUGGACUAGAUGCUGUGGCUGUUGACCAGCAGCCGGUGAUCAACAACAACCCCUGGAUGCUCCUCUACUUCAUCUCCUUUCUCCUCAUCGUCAGCUUCUUUGUGCUCAACAUGUUCGUGGGUGUGGUGGUGGAGAACUUCCACAAGUGCCGGCAACACCAGGAGGCCGAGGAGGCACGACGGCGGGAGGAGAAACGCCUACGCCGCUUGGAGAAGAAGCGAAGGAAGGCGCAGCGUUUGCCGUACUAUGCUACCUACUGCCCCAUCCGCCUCCUUAUUCAUUCGGUCUGCACCAGCCACUAUCUGGACAUCUUCAUCACUUUCAUCAUCUGCCUCAACGUGGUCACUAUGUCCUUGGAGCACUACAACCAACCUGUGUCCCUGGAGACCGCUCUCAAGUACUGCAACUACCUGUUCACCACUGUCUUUGUGUUGGAGGCAGUCCUCAAGCUGGUGGCAUUCGGUCUGCGGCGAUUCUUCAAAGACAGGUGGAACCAGCUAGAUUUGGCCAUUGUGCUGCUGUCUGUCAUGGGCAUCACGUUGGAAGAGAUUGAAAUCAAUGCUGCUCUCCCAAUUAACCCCACUAUCAUCCGCAUUAUGAGGGUGCUGCGCAUUGCCCGGGUCCUGAAGCUACUGAAGAUGGCCACAGGAAUGCGAGCACUGCUGGAUACAGUUGUUCAAGCCCUGCCACAGGUGGGAAACCUUGGACUGCUUUUCAUGCUCCUCUUUUUCAUCUACGCUGCUCUAGGAGUGGAGCUCUUUGGAAAACUGGUAUGCAAUGAUGAGAACCCCUGUGAGGGCAUGAGCCGCCAUGCUACCUUUGAGAACUUCGGGAUGGCCUUCCUCACACUGUUCCAGGUGUCCACGGGUGACAACUGGAAUGGGAUUAUGAAGGAUACCUUGCGUGACUGCAGCCACGAUGACCGGAGCUGCCUCAGCAACCUGCAGUUCAUCUCCCCACUGUACUUUGUCAGCUUUGUGCUCACAGCCCAGUUUGUCCUCAUCAAUGUGGUGGUAGCUGUGCUCAUGAAACAUCUCGACGACAGCAACAAGGAGGCCCAGGAGGAUGCAGAGAUGGAUGCGGAGAUUGAGCUGGAAAUUGCACAUGGGCUGUGCUCCCGCAAGUCAGGCUCUUCAAAUUCAGGACAGGGAAAAGGAGCAGGAACAGGAGGAGGUGGUGGGAGAACAGAUCCUGAAGGACGUCUGUGCAUGAGAUGUUACUCUCCAGCACAGGAGAACUUAUGGCUGGACAGUGUCUCUUUAAUUAUUAAGGACUCCUUCGACGGGGAGUUAAUGAUCAUCGAUAACCUAUCGGGCUCCGUCUUCCAUCAUUACUCCUCGCCGGCCAUGUGCGAGAAGUGUAACCAUGACAAGCAAGAGGUCCAGCUGGCUGAAAUGGAAGCAUUAUCCCUCAACUCAGACAAGUCCUCUUCCAUCCUUCUAGGAGAUGAGUCAGACAUUCGCAGCACUUCUCAGCUGAGUCCUGAGGAGAUCAAGAAGGAUGGCCAGGACAGCCCUGACUCCAAUGGGGUAGGAGAUCUGGAGGAAUGCCUGCUCCCAGUAUCCAGUGCAGAUGGCUCUACAAACCCAGACAGUUACCUGUGUGAAAUGGAAAAAACUCCUUUUAACUCAGUCCAGUCUUGGCUAAAGCAUGAAAGUACCAAAGUUCCUCCCAGCCCUUUCUCUCCAGGUGCGUCUUGCCCUCUGUUACCUGUGCCAGCAGAAUUUUUUCACCCAGCCAUCUCCACCACCCAGACAGGACCUGAAAAAGUCUCAUGUCCACACAACCUUCCCAAGAUCUCUCUGCAAGGCUCAUGGGCAUCACUGAGGUCUCCGAAUGUGAACUGUUCACUUAUUCAUCAGGCCCCCGAGAGCGACACCUCCCUGGACAGCCGGAGCAGCAGCUCGGCGGGCAGCCUGCAGACCACGCUGGAGGACAGCCUCAACCUCAGCGACUCUCCCCAGUGUGCCCUGGACCUCCCAGUUGCUCUCUGCCCAGUGCCAGCCACUGGCAGCCAAAGACCCCUGGCAGACCCCCUGUCCCCUGCCUCCCGCUGCCGGAGCCUGCGGGGCCGGGGGCUUUUCAGCCUGCAAAGCAUCCGUCGGCAUCAGCGCAGCCACAGCAGCGGCGGGAGCACCAGCCCUGGCUGCACCCACCACGACUCCAUGGACCCCUCAGAUGAGGAGGGGGCAGGCAGCAGCCUGCGGGGGGGUGGCAACAACAGCGAGCCCUCCGAGACCCUCAGCAGUCUCUCUCUGACCUCCCUCUUCUCACCCCCACCACCUGGGCUGACACUGGUGAAGAAGUGCAGCAGCACCAGCAGCCUCCACGCCAGCCCCUCACCCCGCCGCCCCACCACCCACCACACCAAGCCCUUCUACACCGUUGACCCCCAGGGCUUCCUCUCAAUGCCCUCCUGGGUGACGGACUUCUGCAAGGACACCCCCUCACCCGGGGAAGGAGAGGAGCCGGACAGCCCUGGCAGACUGGGGACAGGGGAUGGUGGCUCCCCGCUCCCAUCUGAGCUGGAGCUGGGUGAUGGAGUCAGUAAGAGGAACAGAUGAGGGUUCCUGGGGCACAGGGAGGGAGCAUUCAGCAGCUGGCACGGGGAGCAUGUUUCACUGGCUUCUCCCCAGCAGCAAUUCCAAAGGAUUUGCAAGAAAAAGAACCAGGCAAACAAAAAUUUAUAAAUAUAUAUAUAUACAUAUAUAUAUAUAGAAUAAAUACUCUGGUACCGUACCUCAGAGGUGUGGGAGAGUGCAAGCAAUACGGGAACAGUCUUGCCUGAGGGCAAGACCUGGACCUCCACCGCAGAGACUAUAGUGACAAGGAAAGGUCAUGGGGCUGGGAGGAAUGGGACCCUCCAGCCAGGUGACUGCCCCAUGGCAGCUGUGUAGUUGUAUACAUAUACAUAUAUAGAGAGAUGGAUUUAUUUAUUUUUUUUACUGAGAGAUUAUGAAUUUCAGAAAGUGCUAAGGAGGAACAUGCCCACGGGGGAUGAAGGAGGUGCUAUGCCAAACAAGGAGUGUGGGGGCAAAGGGAAGGGAAAGCAGGAUGAGCAGCAAAGGAAGAGCAUCUGGGGCUUGCCUUGCCUGCUUCUGGGAACUUCCUUAUUGUCCAUGCUUCCAUUUCAGACAUUAAAAAUCGUGGGCCAGAUCUUCAGGUUGAGCAUAAAUUGGUAAAACACGAUCGUGCGCUUCUGUUGGUGUAAAGCAGCAGAGCUCUGGCUUGAGGUGGAUUCAUGCUGAUUUACAGCAGGUGAAAAUCUGGCCCCAGCAGCAGGGAAAAGCAAACAGCUAUGGAGCACAGGAAAUGUUUUGAGGUGAAAAGCUUUGCUUUGAAGGGAAUGUGUGAACGCAGCAGGUGUGCUCAUGGGAGGAGGGGAUGGAGGCUACAUGUUGUAUUUUUGUCGUUGUCAUGUUGGUUUUGUCUUUUUCACUUUCCAAGGAAAGAAAACUGCUAAGGAAAAAAGUUACAAGAUACGUGGGGAAAUCUGGAGCAGUAGAGGCAGAGUGAUAGGGGAGGAGGAGGUAAAAAUGGGAGAGGAAAUCAAACUUUUCCCUCUUUCAUUUGCAGUAAUUGUGAUAUUUUAUUUUAGAAGCCCAAAGGUGCAAAAACAAUCAUUAGAGAAACCUAUCUGUUAUUUUUGUAUCUAUAGCUAUAUAUAUAUAUAUAUAAAGAGAACAAAACCUAGAAUUUUAAAAAAGACAAAUAAAAGCAAAGGGAGCUUCAGCAACACAAAAUGUAGUCAGUCCCCUGGCUGAGGUCUAACCCUGUUCCAAGUCCCAGCAGGAAGACCCUGCAAGAAUAUCUUCGGCUCUGUGGCGGGUCUGCCUCCUCUCCAGCUCUCUCUCUCUCCUCUUCAUCCUCUGGCAUUUUCUGAUUCACAUCAGUGCAGCUGGGACCAGAGUCCUACUUAUUGCCAACUGGGGACAUGGAGAAGAGGGAAUAUUGGUGCGAGUGAAUGUGUGUGCAUGCAUGCAAAUGUAAGGAUAUUUAUGUGUGUUGUGUCCAGGCUAACUGGCUCAUUAGCUGGAGAGACAGGGGAGAGGGAGGAGGAGAACUGCAGCUCUCCUUGCCUCUGCCUUGCAGGGGAGUGUGAGUGGGGAGGACUGUGUUGUGGAGGGCAAAAGCAGACCAACUCCCAUGACCUGCUUCAGGAUCCAGGAUUUGAUCCAGCAGACGUGAUCCUCUCCCAGCAUGGUUGCAGCAAGUCCUCUGGAGGCUACAUCUCUCCUUGCCUUUCCAGUGGUACGACUGCAUGUCUCUCCUUCCUGACCAGGUCCAGCCUGCAUCUCCUCCUGCUGCAACUCCAUGCUUUCAUACUUUUCCCAGUAGGAAAACUAGCAACCCAGGGGGCAUAAAGAGUCUGGGAUGUCACCUACCUCCUCAGAGAAGCCCCACAAGGUGUGUCAGACAAGGCAAGUGAGAAGGGCAGCAGGAAGAUUAUAGCAGUCCAAUAGAUAUGGGGAGGUUUGGAGGCUGGUGUGCUGCUAAGCAAAGGAGCUGGGCUCCCUUGGGGAUUCCUGUCCCAUUUUUUUUCAUUAGAUAAGAGAGCCCUGAAGCCCUCCCAGAGCUCUCCCAGCUGGCAUUAUGAAGCAUUGUGAAGUGGGCAGUACAAAACAGAUGUUCUGGUUUUAUUGUGAGCUGUCUGAUUUUUAAGCAACUGCUGCAUCUUACAAACCGGGGCUGUAAACAGUGAGCGCGUCAAACGGGACCAACAGCCAGGAAAAGGAUAAUUACUGCGUGGACUUAAUUUAUUUGCUGGAAGGAGUGUAUGCUGUGUUGAAAAUGUGCACACUGACUGCAGGGAGGUCAGGCCUGCGAGGAGAGGGCAGGAGAGCCUGGGUCCUUGUCCUUGCAGAAAGGAUGCCAAUCCAGAUUUAUUAAAGCAAUAAUAAGGGUCUUUCAAUGUUUUUUAUUAUUAUUAUUUUUGCACUGGUUGUUUUUUGGGUGAGUUGCCCCUGCCUGCUCUCCUAUGGGCAGAGAGGAAAGAUAAGACACAUUUUCACAUCCUCAGGGAAGGAGGGCAGUCAGUCCCCAAACAGCUGAACAACAGACUUGGGCUGCACGAUACUUAAACCCAAUCCCAGAGCUGGCUUUGAAGCCAGAGGUAGGGCUUACCAAAAAAAAAACCCCAAACAGCUGAAACCCAUCCAAACUCCAGACAACCCAAUGCACAAGUGUUUUCUGGAAGCUGGUCAUAAGGGAACUUGUAGGUGGGACUCCAAGCUGUCCUGGCAGUCAUGUGGGCUGUGAAACAUUUCAGCUGAAGAACGGGAGAGAGGUCAAGAUUGAUGCAGAGCUGGAAGCUAUCCCAGUAAUCAGUCAUGAUAAAAGUAUGGCCUUCACUUGGGAUAGUUGGGAAGGAAGAAGGGUCAAAAGAGGUUGGGACAGUGGGAAAUAUGGUGAUGGCAGUGACCUCACCAGGUGACUUAGAGCCCCUAGGGUGGAUGUUAUCACAGCUUAUUCUUGGUUGUCCUUGGAAGUGACUUGCAAGGAAAAACUUUGAUUUUGUUACAGUCCUUCAGCUCUGCACAAGGUCUCCCCUUAGCCUCCCAAUGGGGUCGUGCCACAGCUCCCACCACCCUGGAAAAGGGCUUUCACCCUCUGCCAUAUGACUUGAGCAAAAGGCUUCUGGCUUAGGAAAGAGGUUGCCAUGGAAACAGAAGACUAGGUUAUCUUUAGAGAAUAUUUUCUCUCUCUCUUUUAAUUAUUUACUAACUGUUUGAAGAAGAAGGAGGAAACAACCAUCCUUCUUGAAGAGGAAGCAGAGUACUAAAACCCAGGAAAUGCCUCAUGGUUUUUGCUAGGGAUUUCUGCAGUGGGGCAGGUUUUGCAGUUUCUCCUGGCAAGAACUGCCUUUCCCAGCUAUGCCUGGCUGUUGGCACCAAGAAAAACCUCUGUCAUCACCCACCCACCUCUCAGACAACACCUGAGGGCAGCCCAGGAUUUGCCCAGGAGUCUUUUCAGCCUCCUGUAUCCCCCACUUCCCACAGUGGACUAUAUCACAGGCAGCUCCUGCCAGAAGCCUCUUUGCCUCUUGUCAGCCCGAGAUCUCUCUGUUUUGUCCCACUGCCAUGUUACCCUUCUGCCUGUCUCCCCCACGUCUGCCACUGAAAGCAGCUCCUCUCCCUGCUCAAUGCUGGGCUUCUCCACAUGCUCACACACCACUACUGUGUCCUGACCCGGCUGCUGCUCUAUCAAGCUGUGCCUACUUAGCUCUUCACAUCUUGCCUUGCCAGCCAGUUCCUCUAAUGCUUUUCAAUAUUUCACAGAAUCAUAGAUUACUAGGGGUUGGAAGGGACCUCUGGAGAUCACCUAGUUCAACCCUGCCACAGCAAGUUCACCUAUAGCAGGUUGCACAGGAUGGUGUUCAGGAGGAGUUUUAAUAUCUCCAGAGAUGGAGACUCCACAACCACUCUGGGCAGCCUGUUUCAGUGCUCUGCUGCCAUCAAGUAAAGAAAUUCCUCCUCAUGUUUAGGUGGAACUUCGUAUGUUCAAGUUUGUGCCCAUUACCUCUUGUUCUGUCCUUGUCACUGUGCAACACUGAAAAAAGACUGUCCCCAUUGUCCUGACACCCACCCUGUAAGUAUUUAUAAGCAUUGUUAAGAUCCCCUCCUCAGUCUUCUCCAGAGUAAGAAGACCCUAGUUCUUCAGCCUUCCCUCAUAAGAGAAAUGCUCUAGUCCCAUAAUCAUCUUUGUAGCCCUUUGCUGUACCCUCUCCAGCAGUUCCCUGUCCUCCUUGAACUGGGGAGCCCAUAACUGGACACGGUACUCCAGACGCAUCCUUGCCAGGGCACAGUAGAGGGGCAGGACCUGCUUGCCAUACUUUUCUUGAUGCACCACAGGAUUCCAUUGGCCUUCUUGUGCACAUUGCCAGCUCAUGAUCAUCCUGUUGUCCACCAGAACUCCCAGGUCUUUUUCCACAAAGCUGCUCUCAGCCCCUAAUCUGUACUGAUACAUGGGGUUAUUCCUCCCUAGGUGCAGUACCCUACACUUGCCCUUGUUGGAUAUCAUGAGGUUUCUCUCUGCUCGACUCUUCAGCCUGUCCAAGUCAUGCUGGAUGGCAGUAGAGCCCUCUGGUGUGUCAGCCACCCAUCCCAGUAUUGUGUCAUGAGCAAACUUGCUGAAGGUACAUUCUAUCCCUUCAUCCAGGUCAUUAAUGAAUAUGUUGAACAGGACUGGACCCAGUACCAACUCUUUGGAAACACCGCUUGUUAUGGACCUCCAGCUAGAUUCUGUGCCACUAAUCACAACCCUCUGAGCUCUAUCUUUCAGCCAGUUCCUCUGAAUUGUUUUUUCUAAGCCCUCCUUGUACACUUUCCCCUCUCACCACAGCCUCUGGGCCCACUGGUGUGGUUUAUGGCGUCUGCAGAGCAGAGCCCAUCCUGAGUGCAUCCCACCUUCUCUUGCACACAAAAUCCUCACCAGCUCCAACCUGCCUAUGGAAAUCACACUCUUAUUUAGUGUUUCUCCUGCACCCAGAGGUUCUGUCUCAGCAUUGCCAAGUGAACAAAGUGUACCACUAAGGGUACUUCUUGUGGCUUCUUCAUUUGUCUUCCUUACACCACUUGCCACAAGGCUCCUUAUGAAAUUACACAUAUGGGAAGCCAUUGCCAGCAUGACCACUGUUUUCUUUCAUGGGAAGCUGGCGAUGUGGUGCAUUUGGGAUUGGGGUUUUGUUGUUGUUUUUCUGGCGGGAAGGGGAGUUAUGAGGCCAGGUUCUUUGAAGGACUGAGCACCUCCAGGUUUCUGUGACAUUAAUGCAAGUUGAGCAGGCCUGGUGUAAAGAAAAGUGAAAGUGUCAUUGAGCAAGAAAAUAAUUUUUUUUCAGACCUAAGAAACUCAAAGCAGAACACUUGGACAUCUUCAAGGAAUUUUCUUCUUUCUUUUUGGCUGAUAACCAAACUGUUCCUGACAUAAUGACCAUCUUGGGUCCAAAGUGCCAUAGGACAUCACAGAGCCACCCUCUGCCACCCUACAGGGCACAGAAGAUGUGUCCCCAGGCAGCAAGGUGCUUGCAUGAUGCUGUGGCAGAUGUGCCCUGCACACCCACCAUGCAAAGAGAUCGAAAGGUGUCAUAGAGAUGGCUGAGGAGCAGUAAAUUUGUUUUAGCCAACACACUUCCCAUUGUCAACUGAAAACUCAACAUUUAUUAUGAAAGACAUGGAGGUAAGCAGCUUUGGUUUGCUUGGUUUCAUCACAAGAAUUUCACAGAGAGGAGGAAAAUUAAACACCACUGCUUUUCUAACUAGUUGUGAUACAAAACACAGUGAACCUUGCAGUAAGUGCUCAGUACUUUGCAAAGUCAGACCCCUGGAUGUAUGCCACCCAGUGAAGUUUAUCCACGUGUGAUCAGGCUUUCCAAGUAUUCCCUUCCCUGGUCUUCAUGAAUAUUUUAUUUUAUGAGAUCUGUCUUACUCCUCAGGUUUUUUUCAUGUUAUUUUUGUUCCUUGCUAGCCACUGACUUCCAGUAGGAACUCACUAUCUCAGUAUCUUUGAAUUAUCAUUAAUUUCUUCCAUCUCAUUUGGACAUGUUUCUUUUCUAGCACUUGUUCUUUCCCCUGCAUAUUUCCAGGCCCCCUGUUUAUUUCUGCUAAGAUCCUGUCACACUUUGAGCUGGAACUGGCAAUGUAAUAUUCAGUAUUUAUGCCUCCUGGCCACUUUGAGAGCAGAUGUGCUCAAUUUACAAGUAAAGAGCCCUCACUCCCACCAAAAUCAGCAUCACAGCCUCUGCUUUUGCUCCAACAGUAGUCACAGCAAUAAGGGCUCUGCCCUUUUGCUCAUGCUGGCGAUGGGAUCUUAUGGCCAGGUAUGUCCUCAGCAUCAUGUUGCAUAUCAUGAGCUGCUGAGCAUCUUUCCUGUUUGUGACAGCAGAAGGAAGAGGGAGGAUCCAACACCACAUAAAGUUGCUCCCUUUAGCAGCUGGGUUGUUGCCAUGUAAGCCACAGCAGGCUCCAAGUCACACUCCCCCUUCACUGCACAGUGCUGCUGAGCCUAGAGGAACGCAAAUCUCUUUCCUCAGUUUCAUCUGUAGUCACCAAAGUUAACAGAUAUGGUUCUCUCUUUGUCUCAUGGCCCAUGGAGCAGAGUGAUAAAGCAGGAAAAGCACUGUUUUCCCAAGGACAUUUUCCUAGAGACCAGAGUGCUUAAACCCUCCAGAUAAGACCAUUUUAGCUAUCUAUAUUAUUUCUGAAAACUUUGAAAAAUGCCAUGGAUUGGCCCUGACCACUGCGCAGGUCAUCCUGCAGCUCUUCCCCUCCCUUUCCUCCAGCGUAUUCAUCCUGGAUGGAAUUCUUGCACUAUAAGUUACCUGUUAGUGCUGAAUGCUGUGUGAUGUGACUUGCUGCCAGUCAUUGCCUUGCUGCCACCUUCUUCAGUCAGAAACAUCAGUAUGGGCUAAGAUGCUGCUUCAAAACAAGCCACCAGUGAGACCACGGGCUGUGUGGAUGGCAAUCCAAAGAGAAAGUAACUUUCAGUGAAACAUCUUUAAUCCAAAGUUUUGCUCUUAAAUUGCAAAGUGCCUUCUUAGGAGAGCGCUACCCACCCUCACACAAGGAGGAGAAGCAUCAUGCAAGACCCCAAGGUACGUGGUCUAAGCACAGGCAGGUAUUUUAGCACCCUGCAGGCUCUCAGUAUAAGGCUUGCUUUCAAGUUAUCACAGCUUUGUACAUGAAGCACCAGGUGGGCUUUGCUUUAAAACUACCACCAUUGCCUUUAGCUGUAUCUAAUAAUUGCUGGGAUGACAACAAUGAAAGCUGAUGACCCCAUCUCUCCUUUCAAUUACAACUUCACAAACACAGUUAAUUUAUUAUCUCAUUCAAGCAGUUCUUCUCCCACCUCCUUAUCUGAGCUAUAUGAUGGAUUUGUUUCAAGAUAUGAUCUACACACAUAAAUACUACUCACAUUCUAGAUAAUAAUAGAUAUUUCAAAGAAAGAGUCAAGUGCAAUGAGAAUGGGGUGGCAUGGGUAAAAUAUCUGCUUUUGUGUGUAUAUUCCCUCUACAUACAUACAGCCACCCCUCCCUGUACAAUUAUAUUUCUUACCACAGUCCUUAAAAAUUACCUUCCAUUGAAUGUAGAGUUAAUAACAUGUGGGAGACUGUUAAUCGUCAUUGGCCACUGAUUAGUUUCUGCUGUUAUAGUAAGCUGGGGUAUAGGAAAUAAAUCAGGAAGGGGGGGAAAAAAAAAAAAGAAAAA